AUGAGCAGCCUUGAGGAGUCUCGGUCGAACAACCAGGGAAGUCCCGAUGGCGCCCAGAAAGCGGCGGCCAGCCUGGACGCUAACGCUUCACGGAUUCGACGCCGCAACAGGAUGAUUACAUCUUGUUUAGAAUGUAGGCGACGCAAGCUCAAAUGUGACCGACUCCAUCCAUGUACAAAUUGCUCCAAGGGGAAACGUGACUGCGUUUUCCUCGCUCCGUCACUUGACUCUGCGACUCGGCUAAAACUGGCGGAGCUCAAGGAACGGAUGGGUACACUUGAGCGUUCUUUGGAAAAGGAGGUUUCGCAACCUUCUCAAAUAGCGGAAGGCGAAUUACAUGUGGGCUCGAAACCUUCUGGGUCGGAAUCACCUGCACCGGGUCCAGAGGACGAGUUUUCACUACAGCCCACACGGUUGGCCCUGAUGGAUGUCACGUACGAAGAUGAAGCCGACGAUGUCAUGGUCGACUUGGGAAUUCAAGUAGGGAAUAUGCGAGUCACGGAUCGCUUAGGAGGUUUUGUACGUCCCAGAUUGGCGGAAGAAAUAGCUGUUGCAAUCCAGCAAGAGGAGCAACAUAAUUCGGCGAAUCGUGAUAUUCCGGGAGAUGACGGCAAUGAGGUGUUGAGAUUGCUUGAACUUGCAAAUCAAGGAGUCCAGCUCCCGUUCUUAGAUCCGGGUCCAUCAUUCAUCGCUCCUCGCUCUGAUAUGCUGCUUGGGUCGAGCUUGCAAGAAUGCACUUUGCUUGAUAUGUUGCCCUCCAAACCGGUCGCAGAUAGGCUAAUGGAACAGUAUUGGGAAGCUUGCCAUCCAAUUGCAAGAAUUGUCCACCGCCAGUCUCUCGAAGCAAGGUAUAAGCUUUUGUGGGAUAACAUUGCUCUCGGUAUCGAACCAACCCCGUCAAUUCAAGCUAUAAUUUUUGCUACACUAUUCACGGCAGCCGUUAGUAUGACUGCUGAUAGUGUCUUGGAUUCGUUUGGUGUGGAUCAGCGUAGCCUUAUUGAAAGGUUUCAGCUUGGAACAGAGUCCGCUCUUGGAAAGGCCCACUUUUUGCGCUCCACGAAAAUUGAAACAUUACAAGCUUUUGUGAUGUAUUUGAUUCCCAUGUGCCGUGAAACAAUAUCUAGAGUUCACUCCGCUCUAGUUGGGACGGCUAUCAGACUUGCCGAGUGCAUGGGUCUACAUCGUGAUCCUUCGGAAUACAACUACGGCCCAGUAGAAACACACAUACGCCGCCUGAUCUGGUAUCAAUUGUGCUUCCUUGAUCUUCGUACUGCGGAAGUGCAGGGUCCCCGGGUGACAAUUCGCAGUGAUGAAUUUUCUACAAAACUACCUCUCAACAUCAACGACAUCGAUCUCAUAGCUGGUCAUGAAGAAGAGUCUCGAGAAUGGACAGACAUGACGUUUGCGUGCUUACGUUUCGAAAGUCAGGAGCUUAUUCGUGAGGCAUUUGUGGAUAGAAUACGUCUUGAACAGAGAAAAUUGACCAUUACUGGUGCAAUUGGGAAGAUGGAAUCAGCUCGCAGGAAAAUGUACGAAAAAUACGGCCCCAUCUUCAACAGGCCAAACCUCACACCCAUCCAACACGCUGCGUCUGUGACCAUGUCUUUCAUGUUGCAUCGGCUACAUAUCAUACUGCUGCAUAAGUUCUAUAACAGCUGGCAGACCACUAUGCCGGACCGUUUAGUUCAGCUGAUCAUCAAUACAGGCGUUCAACAGCUAGAGGAUGCCAUCACUCUUGAGACAUCUACAGAUUUGAGACCAUGGAUCUGGUAUAGUCGCGCAUAUCACAACUUUCAUACAGCUUUUCUACUUCUAGUGGACGUUACUACCCACCCUCUUCGUCGGGAAGCGGAUCGAAUCUGGCGAUGCUUGGAUUACGUGUACGAGAUAAAAGAUGACUACCAAUCACAAAACUUAACUAGAGGACAGAUCAUUGAGCAUCGACGCAAAAAGUCCCAUAUGAUCAUGUGUCAAUUCCGUGACCGGAUGCGAGUCUACCGAGCACUAAGAAAGAUAAAAACUUCCGUGGAUAUUGAUGAGAUAGUGUUGACCCAGUCUAUUGAUUCUUCUCCCAUCCCGUCUGAUACCGCCGCGGAGGAGGUCGACACAAUGGUCAGUUUCAAGUUGGAACCUCAUACCUUGCUGCCCAGUCAAGCGUCCCAGGAAAAGGCCCGUGCUCUCAUAUCCCAGUCUUCAUAUUCUUCACAAUUCCAGAACGUUGGAAGUGUCCUCACGCCAGAGUCACAAACUAAAGUUCAGAACUAUGCGCCAGGUCAAUUUCCGCAGGUUGCUUCUGGCCUAGGAAAUUUCUCCGGUUUCGAUGCGCUGCAAUCUUCGUGGCUACCCACUGCCCCGGCUAUGUCUGCUGCAACAGCUUCACAAGCAACCUGGAAAAUUUCUCCUCCCAGUUCUGAGGAUCUACCGAUGCCGGAAGUUGAUUGGACCGAGUGGGACAAAAUGUUCCCUCCUCACCUGAAUGACGGUAAUCUCGAUCUCCCACCACAAACAUUAUCGGCAACUAUGCAAAAUGAAAUGGACCCGAAUACAGCGUCUAUGUUUUCCUAUCCAUCAUUCAACCCGGGUUACUUCGGGAAUCGAUGA
Talaromyces marneffei is the source of this 2601-nucleotide messenger RNA. RefSeq lists its product as uncharacterized. NCBI's taxonomy places the organism in Eukaryota, Fungi, Ascomycota, Eurotiomycetes, Eurotiales, Trichocomaceae. Gene Ontology annotation, molecular function: DNA-binding transcription factor activity, RNA polymerase II-specific; DNA binding; zinc ion binding. Bases 1 to 2601 code for a protein of 866 amino acids. The record is from RefSeq and is a predicted model, not a curated record. The transcript has 3 exons. Gene Ontology annotation, biological process: DNA-templated transcription; regulation of DNA-templated transcription.